Amyelois transitella is the source of this 2726-nucleotide messenger RNA. RefSeq names its product origin recognition complex subunit 1 (gene Orc1). Gene Ontology annotation, molecular function: ATP hydrolysis activity; DNA replication origin binding; ATP binding. Gene Ontology annotation, biological process: DNA replication initiation; mitotic DNA replication checkpoint signaling. The record is from RefSeq and is a predicted model, not a curated record. Gene Ontology annotation, cellular component: nuclear origin of replication recognition complex. The coding region runs from base 115 to 2478 and encodes 787 amino acids. NCBI's taxonomy places the organism in Eukaryota, Metazoa, Arthropoda, Insecta, Lepidoptera, Pyralidae. The transcript has 9 exons.
UGUGUGUGAGGGACUCUGAAGGUGAGGGAAGAAUAUGAAUUGUUUACAUUAAUUUUCUUGAUAUUUAUCACAUAAACCUACGUUCAUAUUCAAUUAAAUUACGACAAUUUUAAAAUGCCCAGAAAACGACAAACCAGAAAUAAAGCUGUUGAGUGGUUAAGCGAAGAAAUACCUCACCCUCAAAGACUUUCAAAUUUAUUCUGUUAUUACGAGAAAUUUGAAUUUGGUGAAAUAGUAGCUGGAAUUGGCGAUUUUGUGUUAAUUUCUAAUGCUGACGCCCCUGAGCCUGAUACGGAAGAAGGCUGCGAUGCAGCUCGCAUUGUUUCCCUGUACGAAGACGGGUCCAACAAUAAUGACCCAUUCAGAGCCAAAGUGCAGUGGUAUUCUAAGCCCGUGGACCUACCGACAUCAUGCUUCCAUAAUACGGACCCUAUUAGUUUUAUUGAUAGAGAGGUAAUUGAAGACCAUAGGUCAUUUGAGACAGAUGUGUCAAUAGAGACUUUCUUCAAGAAGUGCUCCAUAGAAUUCAGGUUCACAAAAGAUAUUCCUGAGAAUCAAAAUCUUCCCCCAUACCACUAUAUAUGUCGCUACAGACUUAUUGCUUUAACUAAACGGAAAGUACAAUUUGAACCUGUCAUGGAACAAGAGAGAGAAGCUCUGCGGUUACUCUCCACGCCCAGCAAGCUGGCAUCUACUUCAAAGUCAGCCACACCUAAAACACCAACUAGUCUAGUCAAAAGAAUGAGUCGAGUUUCUUUAUCUGAACAGAAAAACUGGAGUAUAUCCAAAGCGAAUGGUACCAAAUUAUUGCUAAAACGGGCUAUAUUAGCAGACAAAAUUGAAAAGGAUUCACCAAAAAAGGCUACACCAAAAUUAACACUAAAAUCAGUAGCUGAGACACCUAAAAGUUCAAGAAAACUGACAAAGGGUAACAUUGAAGAUAUAUUGUCUAUGGAAUUAAAAGAAAAUUCUGAUGAAGAGCUGCCAACUUUAAUAAUCAGACAGCAUGAACCUACCACACCAAAGAGGAAACAAUCUUUAUCUAAAACUACAGACGAAACACCUAAAAAGGUGUUAAUAUUUGAUGAAGAAAAAAAUAUCCAAACCCCCACUACUCGCUCGGGCAGAGUGACAAAAGCUCCUAUAAGUUAUACUGAAGAAGAUGAAUCUCCUGUAAAAAGAACACCAAGGAAGGCAGUUCGUAAAAUGAGUGUUGAUGAUGAUGAUGACUUCAAACCUAUGCCGAAGACCCCUAAAACGCCAAGAACUCCUAGGACUCCAAGGUUAUCAAAGGCUACUCCUGUCAGAACGCCGAGACGGACCAAGAUUACAACUAGCCAGUUAACACCAACUUUGCACACAAGAGCCCAUUCAGUAGACAAUAUUGAUGAUUUCACAAAUGAUAACAAAUCUUUACCUGGCAGAGAGUCGCAAAUGGAUGAAAUUCUGUCAUUUGUUAGGACAAAACUAUUAGAUGCCACCAGUGGAUGCAUGUACAUAUCCGGUGUACCUGGAACUGGAAAAACUGCUACUGUGUGCUCUGCUUUGAAAAUCCUGAAGGAUGAAGCGGACCUCCCGGACUUUCAGCUGGUGGAGGUGAACGGCAUGAGGAUAGCUGAGCCCAGGCAGGCUUAUGUGCAGAUUUAUAAGCAACUCACUGGUAAGUCCGUUGUUUGGGAGCAGGCAUGUUCCUUAUUGGAAAAACGAUUUACAAAUCCAGGCCCGAGGAGGACACCCACGGUUUUAUUAGUGGAUGAGCUGGACGCCCUGUGCACCCGUCGCCAAGACGUCCUGUACAGCAUCAUGGAGUGGGCCGCACACAACUCCGCACUCCUCACAGUGCUCGCCGUCGCCAACACCAUGGACCUCCCGGAGAGGGCGCUGGCGGCGAGGGUGGCCUCACGUCUAGGGCUGACGAGGCUGACAUUCCCUCCGUACACUCACACGCAGCUGCAGAAGAUAGUGGCCACCAGGUUGGCUGGGGCUAACGUGACGCCUGACGCUGUGCAGUUGAUCGCCAGGAAAGUGGCAGCCGUAUCAGGGGACGCUCGUCGGGCGCUCGCGCUGUGUGCGCGGGCGCUCGAGCUGGCCGGCUCCAACGAAGCGGGGCUGAAGGAAGUGCAGCAAGCGUUGGGCGAAGCUGCUUCCAGUGCCGCCGUCAGGGCGAUACGGAACUGCUGUCCGGCUGAGAGGCUGAUGCUUAGAGCUGUGGCGGCUGAGGUGGAAAGAACUGGGUCAGACGAAACAACGCUAUCCCGGGCUCUAGCCACAGCUGCGGCGAUAGUGUCUCUGGAUGGACGCCCAUACAAGUCGGCUCCUAAUAUUCGCGCCCCCACUCCUGCGCAAGCGCAAGCUAUUUGUUCGAGACUGGCCGCCAUUAGACUACUUUUGCUUGAACCAAAGCCUUCUGAACCAAGAUUAUUGUUGAAUGUUAGUGCUGAUGAUGUACACUACGCAACUAGACAGAUUACUGUGUAAUUAGUGUCUUCAGUACAUUUUUAAUUAUUUCUUUUAUUUUGAUGUUAAUUUUUGUUGAGACAAUCUUGUUAUAGUAAAACGGGAUGAUUUUUUUUCAUAUUUCAUGUUCAAGUCUCACAUAAUCUUAGUGUAUGAGUAAAAUUAUUCUGACUAUAAGCUGUGACAAUAAAUGAAUUUAAUAAACAAUUUCACUUUUGUUGCAAUAAAACAUGGUAAGUAGGUAAACACAAUGCAAUUAUUACAUUCUC